GCCGGCUUGAUUUCUGAAAUUUCACUGGAUUAUUUAACACUUUUAUACUUUUUACCACUUUAUUUUUUACCAUAUUUCCCUUAUUUGUUCUUUGAGUCAACACAGAGACUCAUCCAGUUCCGGUUUUAUCUGAAGACUGUUACUGGAGGAGGCUUUUCCUCAUCAAAGGCUUUUAUUUUGACAUCCAGCUCGGAUUUAAGGAGUUUAUUCUGGUUUGAACUGAACAAAACUGUGRGAUUAUGGCAGACUUUCCGUCCAAGGUGACCACAGAGACCAGUUCCCCCAACUCUCAGAGCUCCCAUCAAGGGGGGAACAGCCUGGGAGGAAUGGCUGCCAGCAUCUCAAGCAACCUGGACAUGUCCUUUAUCCGGAGCGUCCCAGCCAUCCUCAUGCUGGCUGAAAUAGUCCUGGGGUUUCUGCACUGGGUCCUGGUAGCCAGCACACCUUACACCCUGGUGCCGGAGUACGGUUGGGUGAUGUUUGUGGCCGUCACGCUGUGGAUCAUCACCACCAUCCUCUUCAUCGUCAUCCUCUUCAGCGUCCAGCGACACCUGGCCUUCGUUCCCUGGCCGCUGACGGUGAUGAUGUAUAACGGUGUUGCAGCGGUUCUUUAUCUCACAGCCUUCCUGACCAACGCAGCGACUGUGAAUAAAUUCUGGCUGCUGUGGUUCCAUGGACACAUUGGAGCGGCUGCUUUCUUCGCCGCCGCGUCGACUCUGGCCUACGGAGUGAGUGCUUUCUUCUCUUACAUGGACUGGAGGAGCGACGGAGGAAACGCAGCCACCAACACAGUGCCCACCUAAAGGGCCCACCUAAAGGGCCCACCUGAAGGGCUCUGUGGGACCUGAAGGAAAACAUGACUCAGCACUUGGUCACUUUGACCCUCACUGCUGACCCCAAACUUCAGUCUUUACUCCAGUAUGAACAAAACAACAUAUUUUAAUAACACUAGAGCAACUUUAGAGGCUCAGACAGACUUUUUUAGAGCCUUUAAUAACACGAGGCUGUGAAAUAUUCAUAACAUUCACCUGAAUCAUCUGUGCAGCACGAGGACUGAACUGUCAAAGUUUACUGACGGGUCGAAGCUGAAACGACUUGUCGAACUCAUCUAAUGAUUAAUUUACAAAGUUAAAGUACAAACCUGCAUGUUAGCAUCAGAAAUAGGUCUCAGCAGAGAGUGUUUUUAUGUUUGGACAGAGAAAAGUUGCUGUUUUCUUCUUUUUUACUGUUUUAAUUGAGCAGUGUUUAUGUUUAAAAUGCUUAAAAAAUAAUAAAUAAAAUAAUGUCAAUGUUUAAUAAAAUAAAACAGGUUAUGGAUGAAAUACUAAAGAGCUAUGAUCAUGAAAAUUUAGGUAAAUAUCACAUUUAAACUAUGAAUAACAAUGGUUUUGUUCCUUUGGAAUAAAAAAGAAACAAUUUAUUUGAAUUUACCAAAAACAUUCUGAAUUUGGACAUCAAACAUUCAAAUGUUAAGCAUUUUUUUCUGUUUACAGUUUCCUUUUUUUUUUGUCCAUCAAGGAAAAUAUGUUUACUUUUUGUUCAAGAGGARUUUUAAGAGUUUUUGAAGCCACUAUUACAAUAAGUUUUAUCACAAAAAUUCAUUCAUUCACUCCAGAUAUCAGUUUGCAAACAUUUUUUUCUACAUUUACAUCAAUUGUUCUCAUUUUUAGACAAAGUGAUGAGAGAACAAGAGGAAAGAAAUGAUUUAAUUUCUCUACAAUGAA
Molecule: messenger RNA, 1724 nt
Organism: Austrofundulus limnaeus
Lineage: Eukaryota; Metazoa; Chordata; Actinopteri; Cyprinodontiformes; Rivulidae
Gene: pllp
Product: plasmolipin
Exons: 4
Coding region: 240-803 (187 amino acids)
Biological process (GO): myelination
Cellular component (GO): membrane
Molecular function (GO): structural constituent of myelin sheath
Source: RefSeq, a predicted model, not a curated record